This is a messenger RNA of Nomia melanderi (Alkali bee), 1888 nucleotides long. It is a transcript of the gene ref(2)P, whose product is annotated as refractory to sigma P. Lineage: Eukaryota; Metazoa; Arthropoda; Insecta; Hymenoptera; Halictidae. Gene Ontology annotation, molecular function: protein kinase C binding; zinc ion binding; K63-linked polyubiquitin modification-dependent protein binding. The record is from RefSeq and is a predicted model, not a curated record. Gene Ontology annotation, biological process: aggrephagy; endosome organization; mitophagy. Gene Ontology annotation, cellular component: amphisome; aggresome.
AAUUUCGCAUUUCAUUCAAAAAUGGCGCCGAUUAUGAAUAUGUAGAAACUCGCCAAUUGCUCGAGUAAAAUAAAGUUUACAUGCAUAAAUAGUAAUUGAUUUCUGUCAGUUGACAGUCGAGACACUAGAGAAAAAUGUUUUAAUUAAUAAAGGAAACGUAACAAAAUUAAACUGAAGCCUAUAUUGAUCCGAACCGCCAUUUUGUAUCGAAUUACGCAGCAGUGUUUCAACAGAUACAUAUAUAUACGGUAGUUCUAUAUAAAAGGAUCAUAACAGAGUUGACAAGCCAUACGGAAGAGGAAUUUAAAGUGAAAAGGAGUUUGUUUCGGUUUUUAAAAUGAGUCUCCGACCAAGUGUGCUUUGUAAAGUUCAUUUACGAAAUUCUAAUGGAUUUGUGCAAGAAAUUCGAAGAUUUGAAUUUAGUACCUACUUUACUUUCGAAGAUUUUCAUGUAACGUUGAAAAAUAUGUUUCCUCAAUUGGCAGACAAGAACUUCAAAAUAGCAUGGAUAGAUGAAGACAAAGAUGAAAUUAAUAUGCCAAAUGAUAGGGAAUAUACGUGUGCUUUGAGCUGGUAUUCACUUAAAGAUGAGGGGACUGUGUGGAAAGUGUAUGUGACAUAUUAUGAAGAUAAAGUGCCGCCUGUUCAAAAAAAAGAAGUAUAUCAUGAAGAUAUAAUAUGCGAUGGUUGCAAUGGCGAGGUAAUAGGUCAUCGAUACAAAUGUAUAGAGUGCGUGGAUUAUGAUCUAUGUUCACAAUGCGAAGGAUUAGGUUUACAUGGAGAUCAUUGGAUGUUACGUAUACCAAAGCCAUUGUGCGAUACAUCUCGUCGUGGCCAACAUUUGCCACAUAGCAUAAGGAAAUUUCUCAGAAGAAAUGGUGUACGUUUUAAUAAAAAAGAUUUGCCAAAUGAAUCUCCAAUGACAGAGGUAGAUAAUCAUAAUAUAUUUUCCUGGCUAGAAACUUUGUCACUAUGUUUUAAUAAUUUUAAUAACACGAAGGUGGGAACAAACACUGAAAAUGCAAAAUCUACAGAGGUACCAAAAGGAGAUAAUACAAAUAAUAAGAAAUCUUGUUUACAUACAAGGGAUGAAUUUACAAAAUUUCUAAAUUCCGUUGGCAUAGCUGUUGAUGUUGCAAUGGAUGUUCUAAUGCCACGUAUACCUGAAACUAAUAAAGCCCAAAAAGAAGAAGAAAAAGAAGAAAAAUGUGACAAAAAUACAGCAACAGAACAGAGUAUUCCUAUGGAAUUUCUAGAAAAAGAUACAAAAGUGAUUAACUCCACUAACAAUGAGACAUCUGUGUCCACUGAUACAUCAAUAGCACCUCAAAAUACAGCUUCAGCAAAUAAUGUAUUAACAGAGGAAUGGACAAUAGUAGAUAAAAGUGAGGCCACUGACAAUAAUUCUGCAUCUUCAGUUUCAUCCAGUUUAAAUAAAUUGCCUGAAAAUCAAGUUCCCUCAUCUGAAUCGAUUCCAUCAGUGUCCAAGGAAAAUUCGACACAAGCAAUUUAUCCUCCAUUACCAAAAGAAGAAAAAGUAUACCAUCCAAAUCCUAUGAUUCGCAGUGCUAUUGAAUCUAUGAUAGCAAUGGGAUUUUCAAAUAAUGGAGAUUUGCUGACUCAUUGGUUAGAAACUACAAAUGGAAAUAUUAAUCAAGUUUUAGACAUACUGCAGUCUGCAAAUAGUGAAACUUAAAAAUCAAGUUUCAAAUUUAUAUUGUAUGUAGUAAUUUGUACAUGCUUGAUUUUUGAUGCAGGUAUAAAUAUUGUAGUUUUUUAGAAGUAUAUUUUAUCUGUACUACUUUUAUAUCCAUGUAUUGUGUUAUAUCUAUCCAUAGAGUUAAUUAAUGUAUUUUAUUAUUACAAAUAAUAAACAUUCCUUCUGAUA